Molecule: messenger RNA, 1543 nt
Organism: Oryzias latipes (Japanese medaka)
Lineage: Eukaryota; Metazoa; Chordata; Actinopteri; Beloniformes; Adrianichthyidae
Source: RefSeq, a predicted model, not a curated record
AUGCGAGCCGCCAGCCCCAGACUCUGUACCCGCCUGCCCCAGACUCUACACCCCAUCCGCCUGCCCCAGUCUCUAUACCCCAGCCUGCCCCAGACUCUGAACCCCUCUGCCCUAGACUCUACCCCGAGCCGCCUGCCCCAGACUCUACACCCCAGCCGGCUGCCCCAGACUCUAAACCCCAACCGGCUGCCCCAGACUCUCAGCCCCAGCCGCCAACCACAGACUCUGAUCCCCAGACGUCUACCCCAGAGUCUAAGCCUAAACUGCCUGACACAUACUCUCAGCUCUAGCCCACUGCCCCAGACCCUUAAUGUGAGCCGCCUUCCCCAGACUCUACACCCCAUCCGCCUGCCCCACCCAAACAUCCUGCCCCAGACUCUAAACCCCAAACGCCUGCCCCAGACUCUCAGCCCGAACCGCCUGCCACAGACUCUGAUCCCCAAUCGCCUGCCACAGACUCUGAUCCCCAAUCGCCUGCCCCAGAGUCUAAGCCUGGACCGCCUGCCACAGACUCUAUAUGCGAGCCCCAUUUCCCAGACUUUUCACCCCAUCCGCCUGUCCCUGUAUUUACACCCCAGCCGCCUGUCACAGACUCCAAGCCCGAGCCGCAUGCCCAAAAUUCCACACCUCAGCCGCCUGCCCAAGACCCUACACCCGAGCCGCCUUCCACUGACUCUACACCCCAGCUGCCUUUCCCAGACUUUACAUCGGAGCCUCCUGCCCCAGACUCUUCACCAGAGCUGCCUGCCCAAGCCUCUUCAUCGGAGCCGCCUGCCCCAGACUCUUCACCGGAGCCGCAUUCCCCAGAUUCUACACCCCUGCCACCUGCCCCAGACUCUUCAGCAGAGCCGCCUGCCCCAGAUUCUACGCAUGAGCUGCCUGCCCCAGACUCUUCACCGGAGCCGCCUGCCCCAGAAUCUUCACUGGAGCCGCAUGCCCCAGAUUCUACACCACAGCCGCGUGCCCCAGACUCUUCACCGGAGCUGCCUGUUCAAGACUCUUCAUCGGAGCCGCUUGUCCCAGACUCUACUUCCCAGCCGCCUGCCCCAGACUCUAAGCCUGAACCUUCUUUCAAUGACUCUAAGCCCUAGCCCCCUGCCCCCGAUUCUACACCCCAGCAGCUUGCCCCAGACUCUGAGCCCGAUCCGCCUGCCCCUUACUCUACAUCCGAGUCGCGUACCCCAGACUCUGUGCCCGACCUUCCUGCCCAAGACACUACACCGGAGCCGCCUUCCCCAGACUGUACUCCCCAAUCUCCGAGCCCAAACAGCUUGCCCCAGACUCCGAGCCCGAACUGCCUGCCUCAGACUCUGAGACCCAGCCGCCUUCCCCAGACUCUGAGACCGAACCGCCUGCCCCAAACUCUGACCCCAAGCCUUCUGCCCCAGACUCUACACCCGAACUGCCAGACUCUACACCCGGGCCGCCUGCCCGCCUGCCUUUCUUUGUCAACUGUUGGUCACUGGCCCCUGUACAAAAAAACUCCCCCCCCCAAAAAAACCCCACAUUCGCUAGCCUCAUGGCACGAAUGCCUUAGUUAUAG